Molecule: messenger RNA, 5163 nt
Organism: Rattus rattus (black rat)
Lineage: Eukaryota; Metazoa; Chordata; Mammalia; Rodentia; Muridae
Gene: Palld
Product: palladin, cytoskeletal associated protein
Exons: 19
Coding region: 235-3243 (1002 amino acids)
Biological process (GO): cell migration; actin cytoskeleton organization
Source: RefSeq, a predicted model, not a curated record
UUCUGUGAGGGGAAGGAGCUGUACAACUGUCCUGACAUUCAGAUCCACUGCGAGGGCAGGGAGCUGCACACCUUGGUCAUUGCCGAGGCCUUUGAGGACGACACAGGUCGCUACACGUGUCUGGCUACAAACCCCAGCGGCUCAGACAGCACAUCUGCAGAGGUGUUCAUUGAAGGAGCCAGUUCAACGGACUCCGAGAGUGAAAACUCAUCUUUUGGAUCAAAAGUCGGAGCUAUGCCACAAGCUCAGAAGAAAACGACGUCCGUUUCCUUAACAAUAGGAUCCUCAUCUCCGAAGACAGGAGUGACCACGGCUGUGAUUCAGCCUUUAUCGGUGCCGGUCCAACAGGUUCACAGUGCUACUUCGUAUCUAUGCCGACCUGACGGAACCACCAUGGGCUGCGUUCUUCCUGUUUUUACUAAGGAGCUACAGAACACAGCAGCAUCGGAGGGUCAGGUGGUGGUGCUGGAAUGCCGAGUCAGAGGGGCUCCCCCGCUGCAGGUCCAGUGGUUCCGGCAAGGGAGCGAGAUCCAAGACUCUCCAGACUUCAGAAUUCUCCAGAAAAAACCGAGAUCGACCGCUGAACCCGAGGAGAUCUGCACCCUUGUCAUUGCUGAGACUUUCCCUGAAGAUGCGGGUAUCUUUACCUGCUCAGCCAGGAACGACUAUGGAUCCGUGACCAGCACCGCACAGCUUGUGGUAACUUCAGCCAACACCGAGAACUGUAGCUAUGACUCAACGGGAGAACCCAACAGUGAUCACUUCCAACACUUUCCACCUCCCCCUCCAAUCCUGGAGACGGGCUCCUAUGAGCUGGCAUCGCAGAAACCAUCUGAAAUCCAGCAGGUGAACGCUCCUAACUUAGGAUUUAGCAUGGCAGCUCUUCAAAUGCAAUUCAACUCUGCAGAGAGGGAGACCAACGGAGUUCAUCCCAGCCAUGGAGUCAAUGGGCUGACUAAUGGCAAAGCUUAUGGCAAUAAAUCUCCUCCAACACCAGCUGCCCUGCUUUCACCCACUAAAGAACCACCACCUCUCCUUGCCAAACCCAAACUGGAUCCUCUGAAGCUUCAGCAACUGCAGAACCAAGUGCGCCUGGAGCAGGAGGCGUGCGCCUGGCCCCCUGCGCCCCCGGGUGUCCCUUGCAACAGCAGCAGCAGCGGCAGCAGCGCACCACCGUCGCCGCCCUUCCCGCCACCGCCACCAGCCUUCCCAGAGCUCGCGGCCUGUGCGUCGCCGGUGCCCUCGGAGCCCAUGAGCGCGCUGGCCUCCCGCUCCACCGCCAUGCAGUCCUCCGGCUCCUUCAACUACGCGCGCCCCAAGCAAUUCAUCGCGGCGCAGAACUUGGGUCCCGCGUCGGGGCUGCCCACACCCACCUCCAGCCCUAGCUCCUCCAGUCUGCCAUCGCCGCUGUCCCCCACGCCCAGGCCAUUCGGCCGUGCGCCCGGGCCUCCCUUCGUGGAACCCGAGGCCAUGUGGGGCCCGUCCUCGCCCUCGCCGCCACCGCCGCCGCCGCCGGUCUUCAGCCCCUCCACCGCUUUCCCGGUGCCCGACGUGUUUCCGCUGCCACCGCCGCCACCGCCGCUGCCCAGCUCCACCUCGCACUGUGCCUCGCCUGCCCGCUUCAGCCCUGGCCAGACGCCUGCAGCCUUCCUCAGUGCUCUGCUGCCUUCUCAGCCUCCGCCUGUCGCUGUCAACGCCUUGGGGCUGCCCAAGGGCGUCACCCCCGCGGGAUUUCCAAAGAAGGCCAGUAGAACCGCCAGAAUAGCCUCUGACGAGGAGAUUCAAGGCACGAAGGAUGCUGUCAUUCAAGACCUGGAACGGAAACUUCGCUUCAAGGAGGACCUUCUGAACAAUGGCCAACCGAGGCUAACCUAUGAGGAAAGAAUGGCUCGCCGCCUGCUCGGUGCCGACAGCGCAAACGUCUUCAACAUCCAGGAGCCAGAAGAAACAGCAGCCAAUCAGGAGUACAAAGUCUCCAGCUGUGAGCAGAGGCUGAUCAGUGAGAUUGAGUACAGGCUGGAGCGCUCCCCUGUGGAGGAGUCAGGAGAUGAGGUGCAGGAAGCCGAUGUGCCUGUGGAAAACGCAGCAGCUCCCUUCUUUGAGAUGAAGCUGAAACAUUACAAGAUCUUUGAGGGGAUGCCCGUGACCUUCACGUGUCGAGUGGCUGGGAGUCCAAAGCCAAAGAUCUAUUGGUUUAAAGACGGGAAGCAGAUUUCUCCAAAGAGCGAUCACUACACCAUCCAGAGAGACGUUGAUGGGACCUGCUCUCUGCAUACCACGGCCUCUACCCUCGACGACGAUGGGAACUACACCAUCAUGGCUGCCAACACUCAGGGUCGGGUCAGUUGUACCGGACGGCUGAUGGUGCAGGCUGUCAACCAAAGAGGCCGCAGUCCCCGAUCUCCCUCAGGUCAUCCUCAUGCCAGAAGGCCUCGCUCUCGAUCACGGGACAGUGGAGAUGAAAACGAGCCCAUUCAGGAGCGAUUCUUCAGACCUCACUUCCUGCAGGCUCCUGGAGACCUGACCGUUCAGGAAGGCAAGCUCUGCAGGAUGGACUGCAAGGUCAGUGGAUUACCAACCCCGGAUCUCAGCUGGCAACUAGACGGGAAGCCCAUCCGCCCUGACAGUGCUCACAAGAUGCUGGUCCGUGAGAAUGGGGUGCACUCCCUCAUUAUAGAGCCAGUCACGUCCCGGGACGCGGGCAUCUACACCUGCAUCGCCACCAACAGAGCAGGCCAGAACUCAUUUAACCUGGAGCUUGUGGUUGCUGCUAAAGAAGCACACAAGGCCCCUGUGUUUAUCGAGAAGCUGCAAAACACGGGGGUUGCCGAUGGGUACCCCGUGCGGCUGGAAUGCCGCGUUUCAGGGGUGCCGCCGCCUCAGAUAUUCUGGAAGAAAGAAAAUGAAUCGCUCACUCACAGCACUGAUCGAGUGAGCAUGCACCAGGAUAAUCAUGGCUACAUCUGCCUGCUCAUUCAGGGAGCAACAAAAGAAGACGCUGGGUGGUACACCGUGUCCGCCAAGAACGAAGCAGGCAUCGUGUCCUGUACUGCCAGGCUGGAUGUCUACACCCAGUGGCAUCAGCAGCCACAGACCACCAAGCCAAAAAAAGUACGGCCCUCAGCCAGUCGCUAUGCAGCACUUUCGGACCAGGGACUAGACAUCAAAGCCGCUUUCCAGCCUGAAGCCAGCCCAUCUCACCUGACACUGAACAGCGGCUUGGUAGAAAGUGAAGACCUGUGAUCGGCGCCCAUGUUGAAGCUGAAAACUGAACGCCAUUGCUUCGACCAGCCUACUCCGCUGUCACACUAUGUGAAAGGCAGAAGUAUACUGUCAACUUACGAAGUAAAAAAAAAAAAACAAAAAACACCAAAAUCAUAUUUUUCUUACUUAAUAGAGAGUCUAAGUAGGUGAUGCUUAUAGAAAUGUACACAUUGCACAGAAAAUUCACAUUUAUUGUCCAGUUUAAGACUUUUGGAACUGCUGUGAUUAAAAUGGUCUGAAAUGCCAAAAUGCCAAAAGAAACCAACUGUUCAGAGGUAACCACAAUGUAUGUUAUCUCUAAGUGCCUUUAAGCACGGGUAUAGGUGCUACAGCAUGGCAGUGUGAAUGUUUGACAGAUACAGUGACUUUGAAGCGCAGUGUCUACAGAUGGCCCCAGUGAACCGCGUGCAAUAUGGAGGGGCGAGAAAGAGGAGGGGAAGUCCUAGGAAAUGCCUUGCCUUCGCAAACUGCUUGUGUUACAUGGGAAAGGAGGAAUUCCUUGCCUUAAGUUCCAUUCAUAUCAGUUUUCCUUGUAUGUUACCUUAGCUAACUUACAAUCUGUGUUGAAUAAAGGGUCACCUUAAACUUAAAGGGUUCCGGAGAAAGCAGAGUUAUAUCACAGUCCAUUCCACAAGAGGCAUCCAGACCACGACCAAGGCAGGUAGCAUUUAGAGGAGGCAGGUUUGGAAGGCAUGAGGGGAAGGAAGGAAGGAAUUGCUACCCACAUGGGGAUCUCAUAUCCAUUUAGAUGAAUGCAUCAGGGCCAGGUCAGGCUUCUCUCUUUGGUUUUCCUCUAAACCUUAAAAACAUAGGUGCAGAAAACACUGCAGUUAACCAGUCAAGGACUCUAGGGGAACACCCGGAAGUCUGGAGCGCGUGUGUGGUAGAGACUUCCCUGUAGCUCAAGGGUGUAGUAGUUGAUGAUGUUAGUAUGUAGAGCAAGUUGGACAUGGUUGAGGUGGCAGGGGUGGAUAUGAGAAGUAGACAGAGGGUCUAGUCUGCCUGAGGAAGAAAGAGACUUGAGAGACAAAAACAAGAGUGCGCUACAACGAACUUCUUUUCCAUUGGCACUAGAGGGGCUGGGUGGAAAUUACGAGUUCCCGUCACCCCCUGGCUCCAUGGAAUCUAGACUUAGGAGAGGGCCAGGCUCUGAGCAUCUGUAAGGCCAGCUGCAAAGACUGCUUUUGGAAUGCACGAUUCUGCAUCAGCUAAACUGAGUUGAAUCUGACCAGACUUGAUGACUUUAAGUCGGAACCAAUUUUUUUUCUUUUUUUAAGUGAGAGAAAAUAAUUUGGCCUGAUAGUGUAAAACAUGAGGCUUUAAAGGUACUUUGCUAUGAAAAGAAAACACUGUGUUUGUUCCUCAUCAAAACCUAUCUAUUGUUCAUUAUUUAUAAAGGUGUUGAACUUUCUUAGCUCAGUUACUCAAGUCAUACAUAGUUCUUAAAACAAUUUUAUAUCCGUAACCACCCCGUAUUCUUUGUAAUACUGCUUCACAUGGUACAGCUUUCUACUUUUCUAAGAACACCAACCAAACAAGUUUUAGCAGGUUUGAACACUGGGGGGAGGGGCCAGAUGUUCUGUGUAGUGUGGUACAAGUCUCUGACCACAUACACAUUGCUAGUGGGGGAUUUAAAUUACCAUGCAGGGUCUCACGGACCUCUCUCUGUUGUACAAUUUCGGCCUAUAUCAUAUCAGAAUUGCCAAGUUUUUCUGAAUGUGACUUUUUUUUUUUGCUAAUUUGCUGGGCUUGGGAUUAACUCGCAUUCUUUUGCCACCUUUUAUGUUGUAUUUAUGAAAAAACAAAAAAACAAAAAAAAAAAGGUAGUACCAUACUUUGGAUUGUUGUGCUGUUGUAAUGUGGACUUAACAUCAAUAAAUAAAUAUUUAACAGACGGCA